AUGGAAAAUUUAGAAAACCACACUGGCACUACCAGACAGAUCACUGAAAAUCAUCCUCUAAGGAAUCGUAAUGGAGAAGUUUUGUUCAGAGUUGUUCCAACCUCUUGCACAUUUAUCAAUGGACUAGCUCCUUCCUACUCAACUAGGUACGAUGAGGAGGCACUUGGAGAUUUUAUUGAGAAAAGGCCAUUCAAAAGAGCCAUUGGAAGAAUUAAUGAUGUCCUCUUCCAAUUUUGGCCCUGCACAUUGUGAUAUUACGGGUUUGGAUUGGUUCUAGGUAUUCUUACUUGAGGAUUAUCUUGAAUUCUUCCAUAUAUUUGAAUCCGAGAAGCUAUGCAAGAAAUUGAAUAUGAAGUUAAGUGUCUGAAUGAAGAAAUUUUUGCUCCCAAAGGUCUUCUUCUAGAAUAUGAAGGAUGUUGUUAUCGAUCAUGUUUUAAAAUACAAGUGUUCCAAGGAGAUGAAAUGACCCUUUUGAGUAGGAAAGAUUUGCCUAAAGAGUCCUUCGCUAAAAAUGUAUAGAGCUUGCAUCUAUUUCGAGCCCUGCUGUGUUCAUA
Moneuplotes crassus is the source of this 554-nucleotide messenger RNA. The record is from the annotation of a GenBank genome assembly. NCBI's taxonomy places the organism in Eukaryota, Ciliophora, Spirotrichea, Euplotida, Euplotidae.